GUGUCAUAAUCUGGUCAAAACGCAAAAACAAAAAGCAAAAACAUUAAUUUAACGUAACGCAGUUUUAAUAUAGCUUUUACAUGUAUAAAUUUCGCUCUUAAUGAUAUCCUUAAAGAGUCGGUAGAUUUCAUAAUGAGAACGAAAAAGUUUAGAUUAAGUUUACUCUUUAGUAUCAUAGCAUUUCGCUAACGCGAACACUUUGUGUCCAUUCGGGUUUUCUGUUGAAUUUUUUUCUUUUUCAAUUUGGUUGUAAAGUAUUUGUAAUCACAAUGAUUAUAUAUUAUCGUUGAUUACAUCAUAUGAAAAAUAUAAAAAAGCUUAGUUAUGAUUAAGUGAAAAGUUAUAAACUCACACGGACCUCUUUAUGCCUAAAACUUUCAAGUUAUUUUGGUCCAGUUAGAGGAGAAGCACAAAUUAAACAUGAAAUUCUUCAAGCUUAUAGUCCACCAAUCAAGUUUCAGCCCUGAAGAUCUGAUAAUUAAUCUGAAAGAUUACCCUGGUUUGAAAGAAAAGGAUAUUGUUGAAAUAUAUCAUCCUGAAAAUGAUUAUCCCAGGUUACUCCUACAGGUGCCAAAGGUGGAAGCACCCAGUCGGGCAGUUAAAGAUACUAUAAGUGUGGAACAAAGUAUAGCAACAACAUUUCAACUGAGAACAUUUGCUGAUGUUUAUGUCAACAUUGUUAAUGUAGCUGAUGUGGCAUUAGAUUCAGUGGAAGUUACGUUCAAAGAUCAAUAUAUGGGCAGAUCAGAAAUGUGGAGAUUAAAAAAUCAUUUGGUGAGCACAUGUGUGUAUUUGAAUAAGAAAAUAGAGUAUUGCGGAGGAGCUAUCAGAUGUCAAGUUUAUGAAAUGUGGUCUCAAGGUGACCGUGUUGCGUGCGGCGUCAUUACUGAAGAUACAAAGAUUGUAUUUAGAUCUUCAACAUCUAUGGUGUAUUUGUUCAUACAAAUGUCAUCUGAAAUGUGGGACUUCGAUAUUCACGGAGACUUAUACUUUGAAAAGGCUGUCAAUGGCUUUCUGGCUGAUCUUUUUGCAAAGUGGAAGAAAAAUGGCAGCAAUCAUGAAGUAACAAUAGUUCUAUUCUCUAGGACAUUCUACAAAGCAAAAUCGUUGGAAGAAUUCCCACAACAUAUGAAAGAAUGCUUACAGAAAGAUUACAGAGGGAGAUAUUAUGAAGAUUUUUAUAGAGUGGCAGUACAAAAUGAGAGAUAUGACGAUUGGUCAAAUGUAUUGCUUCAGUUAAGAAGACUGUUUACGGACUAUCAGAAGAUAGUUCUCCAGUACCAUGAGAGAGCCAAUAUGGAGAUACCAACUGCCAUCAAUUCUACCGCUGCUCAGGGAAAUUUCCUUGAAGUGUUGAAUAUGAGUUUGAAUGUGUUUGAGAAACAUUACUUGGACAGAUGUUUUGAUCGUACUGGCCAAUUAAGCGUAGUAAUAACUCCUGGUGUAGGAGUAUUCGAAGUAGACCGAGAAUUGACUAAUGUGACGAAACAAAGAAUCAUUGAUAAUGGGGUAGGCAGUGACUUGGUGUGUGUUGGCGAGCAACCUCUACAUGCAGUGCCAUUGUUGAAGUUUCACAACAAAGAUAGCGGUGUAAACUCAAUAGAUGAUUAUUCAAUGCCUCAUUGGAUUAAUUUAUCAUUUUAUUCGACUAAUAAGAAAGUUGCUUACUCAAAUUUUAUACCGAGAAUAAAGUUGCCCCCGAGGAUGAGUCAAGAGCCGUUGAAAAAGAUGUAUGAAGAUGAAGUGAAAGGAAAGUUGGUUAAAGAGGAUGAAUAUAUGCACAAUUCUAUAUUUGAUUAUGAUGCAUAUGAUGCACAAAUAUUUCAGUUGCCGCCUGCACAUAGUACAUGUGUUCAAAGAGUACAUACGCGCACAAAGAAGACUUCAGUCGCCGGUCUUGAUAUAAAUAGCCGUAAAAGUCCGCCGACGUCAGUUAUACAUCACAGGAAAAUGUCUGACCCCGAUAUACAUCACAGCCUCGGAGAUAUGCUGACUGGAGGAAAUAAAUAUGGUGGUCUCGAAUCUACAAGUGAUACGACAGAUUCUCCGAGUUCUAUAAAUCGUUUGUCACCGCGUAGUUCGAUAUCGUCCAACAAGCCUGUGAUCCGCACCGGCCGCGCCCUCAUCAACCCCUUCGACCCUUCACAUGUUAAAGUUAAAUUAACAAGUAAUAGAAGGCGGUGGACUCAUAUCUUCCCAAAAGGUCCAAAGGGUGUUCUAAUCCAGCAACAUCAUUACCAAGCGCGGCCCGCCGGCGAGCCCGCCUCCAGAAAUGACGACGACUGCUGUGAGAAUGGCACCAAAGACAACGGACCCUCCAUUCUUAAUAAUCACCCUGUAUAUCAAGUCGAUGGUAACAUAAUGAGUAGUCGUAAGCGCAUGAUUAGUGCGUCGGGCGCGCUCGGCGUGCUGGGCGCGAGCGUGCUGAGUGCGAGCGGGACGGGUAUAGGCGCAGGUGUGUUGGGUGCGGGCGGGACGGGAAUAUCUACCACGCCCUCUACUACGAACAAUGCGUCACUCGCACUACUGUGGGGAGCUACGGGAGAACAGGAAUGGACUCCUGCGUUAACUACAGCGAACCAAGAAAUAGGCGUUGAUUGGAAGUCCCUGACUAUCCCGGCCUGUCUCCCCAUCACCACGGACUACUUCCCGGACAAGCGGUCCCUGCAGAACGAUUAUCUCGUGUCCGACUAUAAUUUGCUGCCUGAUGACGUCAACGCAGACUUUGCACAGAACCGCGCUAUAUACAAAAAACCGCUAACCACCAACGAAGUGUUCAAGGAACUUGUCUCACAGAGAUUGGCGCAAGGUUUCCAAUUAAUCGUGGGUGUGAAUGAGAACGACGUGAUAGAGUCUCACUGUCCGUCGACGCCGGCGCCGCCGCCGUCCAAAGUGGCCCCGCAGUGCGGCAAGCCCGCCAGCGCGCACACCAAGCGCUACCUGCUCUCCAUCGGCAGGAUAUUCCACAAGCUCACACUGGUGGGCUCCACCAUCACCGUCACUAGGUACCGACCCAGACACCCCUACCCCCCGUUCAACAUCCACUACCGGUAUCGCUUCCACGCGCCGUACCACGACACGUACGAGGUGUCGUGGGUGUCGUUCACUACGGAGAAGCUGGAGAACUACAGCUGGAACUACAUGGACCACUACAUCUGCACGCGCGGCGACACUGACUUCGCACUCGAAGAGGUAACGUCAUUAAAAUACUGGAGAUUCAGGACCCUGUUACUGCCGCUGAGUAACGCGGCCACCAAACAGAUAUUGGAGGACGAGAGCGCGCACUGCGACAUCUACCCCGCGCCCUCCGCACACGACCUCGAACAACUCACUGACGGAUUCCUUAAAAUGACUGAAUUAUACUUCAAUAAAGUUAAACGACCUAUCAAACAGAGGAUGGCGCUGCCGGCGGGCGCGGCGGAGGCGGCGCCCACGCGUCGCCGGCACUCCACCUCCAUCUUGACGCGGAACGCGCAGCAGGGCGGUGUGAGUUCGCCCUUCAGGGAGCGCGUCGGCAGCACCCGACUGCCGGAUCGGCCGCGGCUCCGGACUGAGGCCAUGGCGGCUGCCAAGACAGUGCUGGAGCGGACACAAUCACAGACAGGGGAAACUGAAGACACGUAUGAUGAUGGAGUGAUAGAACCAAAGUUAAAAUCAAACUCUAGUCUAUCAGAGAUAAUAGAGCGCAUGCGACAUCCGACGUUAGGCGUGGGCUUCCUGCAGCAGACGGUCAGCCUGCCCUCGCACGCCUUCGUCUCUAUAUACGCUAUACACUGGCUGCAGGCCAACAUGGAGGCCGUCACAUAUGAUAAAGCAACCACCAUCAUGGAGCGGAUGUUGCAAGAGAAGAUGAUUUGCCAUGCAUCAGGUGAUACGACAAAACGCUUUGUGGUCGGUUACUAUAUGUACCAUAUUCUGCCGCAGAAGAAAGAGAAAGAACUAAGUGACUACGUGAAGCCGCUCGGAGAUCUGCAGAGCUUUGAGAACGAGUGGAUGGAAGUUGAAGUGUUAGGACCGCGGUCUCCGCUGGCGGGGGCAGGGGCCGGGGCAAGGGACAUCGCAGGGGCAGGUGCACGGGACAUUGUAGGGGCGGGGACACGUGACGUCACCGGCCUUCCCGCCUUCCUCGCGCCUAACAUCGACCCUAGAUACAUGAGCCGAGCUGCUGAUACUGACUUGCCUCUAUACAAGAACACGCACCUGGAUAUCGACGUGAGCAACAAGAGUGACCGCAUAGAGUGGGGGCACGCGCGCUACCAGGCGACUUUCAGGCCAGACCAGGCCUAUGAGAUGUGUAUACAGUGGGCCGUCGCCAGCGGGAAUAUUGUCGCUGAACUGAUAUUAGGAUGGGCUCGUAAAGCACAGAACUGCCGUUUGCAAAUGGUGCCAAUUCCGGCCGAUCCGUUGGCGUUACCUUUUACAUUGAAAUCGGAUCCUCUGCGUGGACCUAUUUAUGUGCCGCUCAAUGAAGAGCCAUUGCUGAGAGGGAAGAGUGCUCUGUUUGAAGGUUUCCCGGAGGAGACGUGGGAGGAGCGGCUGUUCCUGUUCCAGGAGGCGAUCGCGUGCCGCUUCGGGUUCACGAAGUGCGUGGAGAGCACGGUGCACCAGGGCGUGGGCGACCAGCUGUACGUGCACCUCACCGGCAACAUGUUCCUGCUCAUCCCCACCGCGCCCGCGCCGCACGGCCGCGCGCUGCGCAAGCCGCCCAACAGGCUGCUCAACGCGAACAGGUACCCGGUGCACACGGACGUGGCGGCCAGCCCGCACAAGGGAUACAUCUCGUGGCACGUCAGUGACAAGAAUAAAGACGAAUUCGACAACAGCCGACGGUUUCAGAUGGGUUUCCUGUGGUCGUGGAACCACAUGAUAUCUAAGAAGUGGAAGUGGCUGCAGCCAGCGACGGGUGACGAGACCUUCCAAAUGCGAAUGUUGCGGGACUUCAAGCACUUCUGUGCGAACCACGAGCAGCGUCUCACGCAGUUCUGGGACCACUGCUGGGACCAUUGCUGGGACCACUCUAGGGACAUACACGAACACGCCGGAAUUAAGUCCUGAUUAUACUUUAUGUAUGCUUUAACUAUUGUUAUGUUUUAUAUUAAAGGCUGUA
This is a messenger RNA of Papilio polytes (common Mormon), 5107 nucleotides long. It is a transcript of the gene Iml1, whose product is annotated as DEP domain-containing protein 5. The coding region runs from base 421 to 5055 and encodes 1544 amino acids. The transcript has 27 exons. Gene Ontology annotation, cellular component: lysosomal membrane; GATOR1 complex. The record is from RefSeq and is a predicted model, not a curated record. Gene Ontology annotation, biological process: cellular response to amino acid starvation; negative regulation of TORC1 signaling; positive regulation of autophagy. Gene Ontology annotation, molecular function: GTPase activator activity. NCBI's taxonomy places the organism in Eukaryota, Metazoa, Arthropoda, Insecta, Lepidoptera, Papilionidae.